This is a messenger RNA of Babesia bigemina, 1722 nucleotides long. RefSeq lists its product as hypothetical. The record is from RefSeq and is a predicted model, not a curated record. NCBI's taxonomy places the organism in Eukaryota, Apicomplexa, Aconoidasida, Piroplasmida, Babesiidae. Bases 1 to 1722 code for a protein of 573 amino acids. The transcript has a single exon.
AUGACCUCUAUAAACCAUCCUAAUAACUUGUGCCUUGUCACCCUUCACUUUCCUUCCUCCACCUCUUGCCACUGCCCUGACCAUGUGCCGCCUAGGGAGCUUGACCAGAAAUUUGAUGAAAAUAAAAAGUGCGAAAUUACCUCAAAUAACAACCCUACUAACAUCCUUAAUAACCUCUGCACUGGCCUCGAAACUUUCCUCGGCUUCAACUCUGCUUCCAAAGGCUACACUGGCCAGGGGAUUGUGUACUCCGACCUGGACAGGCUGUGUGACGGGGUGAUGGCGUUUUUGCACGGGGUGUUGGAGAGUGUUAAAGAUGAUACGAAUGUUAAGACGUAUUAUUCUGUAGAUAAAAUGACUGAAACACUUAACACUAUUAAAGACAGUAUGCACAAAACUGGCGGAUUGUCUGCGGCCGUUACGGCUGUGAGCACGGCGCUGGGGGAGUGGGACAGGGAGGUGACUGAGAAAACAAACGCACUUAAAAAUGGACUUAAUGAACUGAAAAAUAAUAAUUUUAGCAGUAUGCAAAAUGCACUUGAUAACCUUAAUGCAUUGUCACAUAGUGAUCAGCUUAGCAGUGUUGCUGAUAAAUUACAUACGUGUAUCGACCAGGCCACAUUUCUAUCAGGGGCGUAUGAUGCCGCGGAGAAAGAGUACGAUAAGCUGGAUCCGACGCUUAGAGAUAAGAUGAAAGAUGCAUUAAAUAAAAUUAAGUUGCAGGUAGAGCAUUUUCAUGGAGCGGCGGCGAACACGGAGUUGAAGGGACUUCUUGAGGAGGGAGAAAAGCAGCUUAACGUUAUAGAAAACGCAAUAAGAAAUGAAGUAGAAGGUAGGGUCGGGCAGUAUAAACUUCUUUUGAAACACGAGUUUGAUGAGAAGAUUAAGAGUAAGAUUCACGACAUUAAUGAAGCUCUGAAAACGCACAUUGCAAAUCUGUUCGGCUGGAUCGAGAAGGCGGGACCGUUAGUGUGGCGAUCAUUACAGCUCGUUGAAGUAAUCGUGAAAGAGGUCAAUAACAGUACAGAGAGGAGUCAAUUUCCGAUGAAGAUUCGGAAAGCGGCUCAAGGGCUAUAUGAAGAUGCCGUAACGUUGCGUAGGGCAAUGAAGACUGCAUAUGAUAAUAUUAGCAACAAAGUUAAUAUAGCGAUUAGCCAGCUCGGCACUUUGGAAAAUGGAGUAAAGAGCGAUUUAGCAUCGCUUAGGGAUGCUAUUAAGAAUACCGUUGGAUCGUAUGCUAAAGAAACAUUGGCUAAGAAAAUUGGUGAUGGACUCACCCCCAUCGCUAAUGAAAUAUAUCAGAAGAUGAAUGGGACUGGUUGUCUGAAUAAGAUCGUCAGUGGAAUUAACGACUACGCUACAAAGUUCAAACAAGAUAAGUCGUUUGGUGGCAUAGUACAGAAAUGGAUUGAGGAUAUCAUGGAUGAAGAUGUUUCAGUAAAAGGCUUCCUGGAUGGUUAUUUCAAGCAACCGUCUACGUAUAAGGCCCCUUAUAAUAAGUGGGUCAGUAAAGGUGAACAUAAUGCCGAAAUUACUGCAAAGCUAGCUGGCUUAAUAAAAAAUGAGCUGUCAACCGAAAUACAGCAAUCCGCCAGUAUAGCCGUUUCGGACUCACAGAGCGGUGCUGGGAAGACGGAGAUCGAACAACAUGUCGCUGCCGUAACGGCUGCCUGUAUGCUUUUUGCAUCACAGCUGGAGGGAAGAUUGAAGGCGAUGAAUUAA